Plasmodium vivax (malaria parasite P. vivax) is the source of this 1560-nucleotide messenger RNA. RefSeq lists its product as hypothetical. The record is from RefSeq and is a predicted model, not a curated record. The coding region runs from base 1 to 1560 and encodes 519 amino acids. The transcript has a single exon. NCBI's taxonomy places the organism in Eukaryota, Apicomplexa, Aconoidasida, Haemosporida, Plasmodiidae.
AUGGAGAGCGGGCUGCUGAACGGCGGGCCCCCCUUCAAGCGAAAGCAGCAGCACCAUCACCCCCACGCGAACGAGCACGCGCAGUAUGAACUGCCCAAGGGCAGGCUCUUCCACCUGAUAACGCGCAUUGGCAUAUCGAUCAUAAGCAUCCUGGUGAUUUCCCUGUUCGUGAAAAGCAACAGCAGUAGGAAUAGCAACAGCAGUAGGCACAGCGCGGGGGAGCUGCCCAUCAUGACCAUAGACGAAACGACCACCGAGCUGCUGAACUCCUUUGGGUUCCCCCCGAACAGCAAGGAGCUGGUCUACAGCAGUUUAGAAAAAUGGGGCUUCCACCUCGCCGACAUCGCAGACGCAGAAGUGAAUACAAAUUAUAACGAAGCCGAUUUGGACAAUUACAAGUACUCAAAAAAAACGUACAAAAAUAUUUUGUUUUCUUUUUUUGAAAAAAAGGAAACAAGUCAAAUAGGAAAAAAUGCCCUCUUAUACACAUACCUGGAAAUCCUCCAAACGAAGGAAAUAAAUAGCUUUUACGAUUUUUUGCACACUUUUUUGGUGCUGCAAGAUUUGAACUGCUUGCCUGUUAAUUACAAAGGGGUGUACACAAAUGGGAAGCUCUUCCUAUCCAACCACAUGCAAAACAUAACCAAAGCGGAGCUAACCAAUGUGCACACGCUGAUCAAUGAGGGGCCAUACCUAUAUGUAACAUUUCAUGGAGGGAGGAAGAAAAACUCCAUUCAUAAUAUCUGUAAAUUCUCGCGAGAUGGCUAUUACCUAGGGUCUGUACUACUCCCUUUUGAAGAAAAAGGCAAAUUUUUUAACUCCAUAAGUUUAAGAGGGUUGCUACUUCAUCAGAAUGGCUUGUAUGUGACCGACUCGUUUAAAGAAAAUUCAAAAAUAUUUCAUUUUAGUGAAAGUCUGAAGGAGUUUUCAAAUAGGAGGGCCUAUGUCUCCACCUUUAUAGAACAAGACCCACAGAAUAACCCCCUCAUGAUACACCCAUAUGGCAUUAAAAAAUAUGAUCAGUUUUUUUACGUAAGUUCCCAGAAUACUGGCACUGUCCUACGGUUCGAUGUUGACAAGGGGGUACUGGGUCAGCCAAUAAAUUUGUACAAAAAUAUUUCAAAUGGGCUAGUUAUAAAGCUUAAUAAAAAUGAAGAAAUCCGGGGCCUCGAUUUCGACUCCAUGGGGAAAUGCUACGUUUCGAAUAAACAAACUGGCGUUCAAAUAUAUGACCAGAAUUUUAACUUAGUAAAAAUUAUUCCCGUUUUUUCGCCAAUUUCCAUUUUAUUUCACAAAGAAAGUAAUCACAUUUUUGUUGGUAGCUCCAAAACGCAUGAUAUUAAAGAAUAUGAUAUUAACAACUUUGAGCUUAUUAAGGUGAUUAAGCACCCCCUCCUUCGGCACGUGGCGGGCAUCAUCAUUCACCAGGACUCCAUCUUCGCUGUCUCCCAGAGGAAGAACAAGCUGCUUGAGUUUUCCAUUUCGACGACGCUCCUCAGGAAGAUCCUCGUGGACGACUUCGCCGAUGUGGGCGAGCGCGUCAUGCUCUCCCCCACCUGA